Molecule: messenger RNA, 869 nt
Organism: Exophiala mesophila
Lineage: Eukaryota; Fungi; Ascomycota; Eurotiomycetes; Chaetothyriales; Herpotrichiellaceae
Exons: 1
Coding region: 78-575 (165 amino acids)
Source: RefSeq, a predicted model, not a curated record
GCUUGCAGACUUGUAAUAGAAGUCACCGCCGCAACCUGUCCCGCGGUUUUGCUAGAAACAACGAUCAGAUUCUCAACAUGGCGUCUCUUACACUCUACGAUACUGCCAUCAUUCCGAUGAUUCGGACACUGAAACACCUCUCAGCCAUUCUCAAGCGAGGAGAAGCACAUGCUGAUGAGAAGGGGAUCGACCAUUCAGAGCUGCUUGAGGCUCGUAUCGUCGCCGACAUGCACCCUCUUCCAUUCCAAAUUCAAACUGCUAGCAACAGUGCCAAAUUUCUAGCCGUCCGGGUCGCUGGCGUGGAAAACAUCACAUUUGCCGACGACGAGAAGACUUUUGCAGAUUUACAGGAUAGACUCACUCGAACAAUUGAAUAUUUGGAAGCAAUUGACCGGAAGCAAUUUGAUGGCAAGGAAACUGCCGAGGUUGUCGCUUUCAAUAGAAACUUUACUGGUUUGAGCUAUGUCAACGACUUUGCUCUUCCCAACUUCUUCUUCCAUACUGUUACAGCGUACAACAUCCUUCGCAGUAAGGGUAUUGAUAUCGGAAAAAAGGACUGGCUUGGAGUCAGGUAACAUGAAGAAUCUGAUGUGAUCAGAGUGGUUCAGAAGCGACAAAACUCUGCUCGUUUUGAGGAUAUCAAGCAAUACAGGAACAUGGCGCAAUUUUCAUGUUUUUUUUCUUUCAGCACUAUCGCUGAACGGCUCGAAACUCCAAUUCAAGACCUCAGAGAGCUCAGUACAUGUACAUGCGCCUGAGUUUCAAUUCAUAUCCCAAGGACACCUCAAAAUACAGUGAUGGUUCAGCUCACCACUUCUGAGGUCUCUAUUUCUGGCGUCAUAGUUGCCAGCCUCGACAUCAUUCAAAGA